CGCUCUACCCUGGUCCGUGUGGCCCUCGUGGGCCCCGCCUCAGCCAUGAUGAUCCACGGCUUUCAGAGCAGCCACCAGGACUUCUCCUUCGGGCCGUGGAAGCUGACGGCGUCCAAGACCCACAUCAUGAAGUCAGCGGAUGUGGAGAAGUUAGCUGAUGAAUUGCAUAUGCCAUCUCUUCCUGAAAUGAUGUUUGGAGACAAUGUUUUAAGAAUUCAGCAUGGCUCUGGCUUUGGGAUUGAGUUCAAUGCUACAGAUGCAUUAAGAUGCGUAAACAACUAUCAAGGAAUGCUUAAAGUAGCCUGUGCUGAAGAAUGGCAGGAAAGCAGGACGGAGGGUGAACACUCCAAGGAGGUUAUUAAACCCUAUGAUUGGACCUAUACAACAGAUUAUAAGGGAACAUUACUUGGAGAAUCUCUAAAGUUAAAGGUUGUACCUACAACAGAUCAUAUAGAUACAGAGAAAUUGAAAGCCAGGGAACAGAUUAAGUUUUUUGAAGAAGUUCUUCUGUUUGAGGAUGAACUUCAUGAUCAUGGAGUUUCAAGCCUGAGUGUGAAAAUUAGAGUAAUGCCUUCUAGUUUUUUCCUGCUGUUGCGGUUUUUCUUGAGAAUUGAUGGAGUACUUAUCAGAAUGAAUGACACGAGACUUUACCAUAAGGCUGACAAGACCUACAUGUUACGAGAAUAUACAUCACGAGAGAGCAAAAUUUCUAACUUAAUGCACGUUCCACCUUCUCUGUUCACGGAACCUAAUGAAAUAUCACAGUAUUUACCAAUAAAGGAAGCAGUUUGUGAGAAGCUAAUAUUUCCAGAAAAAAUUAUUCCUAACCCAGAAGACUCAAAACAAAGUACACCUGUGGAAUAGAAUGUGAUACAACAUAUGCACUCUGUGGAACUCACCGGACACCUUGGCUAUGUGUAGGGGGGUAUUUUUAUGAGAAUUAAUUGCCUUGUUUAUGUGCAGAUAUCUGUAGCCUUAAA
Nycticebus coucang (slow loris) is the source of this 980-nucleotide messenger RNA. Its product is annotated as TIP41-like protein. The transcript has a single exon. Gene Ontology annotation, biological process: TOR signaling. NCBI's taxonomy places the organism in Eukaryota, Metazoa, Chordata, Mammalia, Primates, Lorisidae. Bases 46 to 864 code for a protein of 272 amino acids. The record is from RefSeq and is a predicted model, not a curated record. Gene Ontology annotation, cellular component: cytosol.